Phanerochaete carnosa HHB-10118-sp is the source of this 3557-nucleotide messenger RNA. RefSeq lists its product as uncharacterized. The transcript has 18 exons. The record is from RefSeq and is a predicted model, not a curated record. Lineage: Eukaryota; Fungi; Basidiomycota; Agaricomycetes; Polyporales; Phanerochaetaceae. The coding region runs from base 39 to 3398 and encodes 1119 amino acids.
CCACGGACGCUACACACCCCCGCAUUGUUGCUUUCAGCAUGGCUUCCGGACACACUUCAGUCCAUAAAACGUUAGCUGACGCACGGAAGACCUUGGUUACUGCCGGGGCCACAAAGAAGACCAAACUCGAAAAGGGUCUCGAUGGCGUCGGCAACGCAUUCGAUAAGGUGUCCAACCCUUCAAUCGAGCUGGUAACGGGUGGCUUACCCGAUGUUGCCAAAGAGACUUGGCAAGCCCUGCAGCCCACCCUACAGGCCUGGGAGCGACGCUACAAUCUUUUGGAAAAAACGUUGGACAUGAUAUCGGACUUACACCCCGCUAUCAAAUCCGCAGUAGUCGCCUUCAAGGCUGCCAUUCAAUUCGAAAUCACUCGUCGACAAAAUGAUCGGAAGGUUGACAUCCUUAGGGUCGCGAUGAUGGAGACCAUGAAUGAACUUACAUGUUUGGAGACCUGCUUACCUCGGAAACAUGACACUGACCGUGCCACCGCCCAUGACCUUAUCCAUCAACACCUCAAGAAGAUCAUUGAGAAGAUAACGGAUGCCAUAAAGCAGUAUGUGACUGAGUGCGACAGCUUUCAGAAUCGCCACGUCGUCGUUCGUGCCGCGAAAAGUCUUGGCUGGGCGCAGAAGCUCCAAGAUUUUUCAGGCAUCGUCGAAGACGAACUCGCAGAUGAACUGAUCAAGGAUUUCGCCGUUACCGAAGCGCCAGCGGCAACUCCUUCUAAAGAUCAAGAAACGAGGGCAGCUUUCAAGGCAGAGAUCAAGCGAGACCUCAAGAGUAGCCUGGACAGCAUCCUAAUGCAGUUGAAUGGAGCAUCUCUUGCCAAGUUCAAAGGUAUCGUUCAACGAGAUGGCGACCGCGUGAUCAGCCGCAUCCUUGGUGGUCCUCAAGACAACAUUAAAGAUCCGGGUGUCUGGAAAGUAUGGUCCGAGAUGGGGUGGAAGCGCUGCGCCGAAUCGCGUCCUCUCGUGAAGGUUCUGCGGGAAUACUACGCGGAGAUCUAUGAAUCUCUGCAAGCGGGAGAUGAGGAUGCUGCGCUUGUUCUCGUGACUUCGGGAGUCCGACCUCGAUCAGCAUCCGCCGGGACCACAGUGAGACAGGCGGAUAGAAAAUUACUACCUGGCAAGAAGGCCCGUGUAUUCUCCUUAGAGGAUGGAUGGACGCUCAGGUAUAUCAACAUGCUCAGACUUAACCCUCUGCUUGAAAUGUUGGAUCGAGAUUUUUCUUCCUGGGUGACAGUGAAAGAGAUCAACACGUUCACCGGGGAUCGUCCGGAGAAAUGGAGCGUACCUCAUUGGAUGACAUAUUGGACUAUCGGUCAAGCGCUUUCUACCGCCUACUACUACGUUCAGGUUCGGCAGAUAUUGCGCAGUAUCUUGCAGUCACAGAAUUCCGUGCUCCCCUGCAAUCACGCCCUUGUCGACAUUUUCAUCAAUCGCCUGACUUACCCCGACAAUGGCCUGCAUAGGAUCCUUGCUGGUGCAUACGCGCUAGCCUGCGAAGUCACGGGCGAGUACACACAAUUCGACAAGCUUGAAGACUACGUAUUCGAGAAAGAGCAACAGUUAAGAUAUUUUCUGGAGAAGAUCGGUUACUAUCUGGAUGCUCCGAACACCGUGGCAUUACUACUCGGUUCUGAUCGUCUCGAGCAGGUGAGGAUUGUACCCUCUUAUCUAUCCCGGCAGAUAGUCGAGCUUGCCUGCAAGGUUCCUCUUCACGAACAUGAAUUGCAUUACAUGGCGAAUUCUUGUACCCAGUUAACCCAGGCAGCCGUGGAUCGAAUUGACACCAUCAAGAAAGACAUUUGCCUAGUCAACGACCUUCCCGAGAAAGAUACCUUGAAAAAAUUUGCAUCCGGACUGUAUUUCUAUCUCGCUUACUAUUCCGAGUGGGAGCUCUGCGACUAUUGCCAGAAAUACAACCCUGAGCACGAAUACCCGCCGAUUAUCAGUGGCUACAGCAAUGGUACGAAGGCCGAUGCUGCGGACGCGGCUACACCCUCUGGGAAAAUAAUACUCCGAUAUGCCAAGGAGCCAGUGGAAGUGGUGAACCUCCAGUGCUAUGAAGUACCAGCCGUCACGACUCAGGACGCAGCGAAGUUGUUCAUGCAGCCGGCGGACAUACUAACGAGCAAUAUAGCUCACUCGCUCCUCCCACUUUUUCGACCACCCGAACAUUUUUCUGGUGUCCGCGAGCCUCAAGCCCUCUGGCGUUUCGCCCGAAACGCCGUUAUGCAUAUUGUCAAGACUGCGGCAAAGCGGAUCCGUUGGGAACAUUUUCAGGCUCGUCGAGAUCUCCGGCGGCGGUAUAUUGAACUAUACUCCCGCUUGAUGGAUUCUUACUGGGUGAAGGAACGGGACUACACUCUCCUUACGAUCCUUUCCAUUUACGAGGAGGAAGAGCUUCGUGACCUCGAGUUGGCUCUCAACAAGGCCGAUGUCUGCUUUUACAAGUCGCUCGCAUAUUUCCUGAGGAGAAGUAGCAUGGUGCACCGUGCGAGCUGCGACUACUGUGGCAAAUUCCCGAUACGCCGGUCCAGAGUCAUCUGCAUCGACUGCUGCAAGUGGGCCUUCGCCCAAAAAAAUGUUGACGACUCUGUGGACUUGUGCAUCGGCUGCACGGGGCUGGAGUUCCGAGACGAAACUCACGGCCAGCAGCACAGGAGGUCUCAUCGCCUUUUACAGUUCCGGCGAUAUGUACAGAAACGGUGGAUGAAGUCGUUUAUGACGCUGGAACUGGAGGGUAUUGUAGAAAUGAACUCUGAGAGCGGAGAGGAAGAUAGCGAUGACAAGGGCGAUAUAGAGGACUCUGGCAACGAGUUCGCGGAGAGAUAUGUAGGUGCUGGUGCACCGUCGAUGACCUCUGACAUUAGUAGCGAAGACGGCGGCAACGACGCGAGUGCUGGUAAGCGUACGAAACGCAAGGUGUGUGCUCGGUGCAAGCGGGUGGUCCAAAAACCAUACUGGUACUGCUUCGACUGCUGGGGAGGAAUAUAUGUAUGCGAAGACUGCAACUUGCAAGACGACAAGGAUCGUGACACCUUGACCACUGGCUGGCAAGAUGGACCAAAAGCACAGCAAAAGCGUCGCGUUGGGGGCGCUUCGCACGAAUGGAACCAUACGAUGAUAUUUUGGCAGAAGUCUCCGGGAGCUGUGUCCGUCGGGAAUGACGAUGCGUCUGAGGAUCCCGGAGGCUCAAAGCCAUCUCUAAAGGACAAAUUGAGAGUGGUUGAGGAGCGCACCCAACGGGCGGAGGAUCUCCUCUCCGAAAUGAGGACCAUGCUUGCUACGAUAUCCAAUCACUUCCAGCUUGCGAUUCCCUCGGAGAUGAAGGCUCCUGAUCGGGAGGCUGGUGAAGUGGAACGGGAUACAGCAGAAGGCGCGCUCGACUCUUGAAACGUAGUUGUUCUUUUCGCACAUGUUUCUCCACCCAUUCACUUAUCAGACUGUUCUGCGAGCGUGCUUGCUUUGAGUCGCGGUUAUUCAAUAUGUCUCUAGCUGACUUCCCAGGCCUCUCUUCCAACGCUUGUAUUCUGUGCCCCAUAUAGGGUUAUA